This is a messenger RNA of Schistosoma turkestanicum, 840 nucleotides long. The record is from the annotation of a GenBank genome assembly. Lineage: Eukaryota; Metazoa; Platyhelminthes; Trematoda; Strigeidida; Schistosomatidae.
AUGUCAAAAUAUAAUUCAAGACGAAAAUUGAAUCGGAAUUAUGGAUUUACUGAUAAAAUUCAUGAGGAUUUUAAUAAUCCGAGUGAUUGUAAUCGAUGUCAAGAUAUGUGUAGUCCUGACAAAAAUGACCAUCAAACUACCACAUCGAAUUAUGAGGAUAAUCAGUCCGAUAAUACAAGUUCUAAACUAGAUGUAAAACAAAAUUUAAAUAAUGCGCCUAAAUUGAAAUUGAUCAAUGAUUAUAAAAUGAGUUUAAUAAAAUCAAGAAAGCAUGCUAUUCAAUUACUCAAAGCAAAAAAUCCAAUCCCCAAUUUAUCAGAAAUUCAAUGUUCUUAUGAAUUAUUAAAUCAACGUAAUCAUUCUUUAAUACAACAGGUAAUGCGAAAAUUGAAAAUACAAGCAGAACAAUCAAAUCAAGAAUUAAAUAAUUCCGUCAAAUUAUUGAAAAAUAUGUUACAUAGAAGUCGUAAACAAAAUAUUCGAUUUAAACGUAUCAUUGAGAGUGUUAAAACACAUUUAAUCAAACUACACGAUACAAUUAAACAAGUCGACAUGGAAAAUGAUCAAAUCACAUCCGAACAUCGAUCGGAAAAUAAUUUGUCAUUAACAUUAGAAAAGAUGAAUUGUAAAAAAUUCAUUAAAGAAAUCUCUCAUAAUAUUAGUCAUCAACUUCAAGAAUUAAUCAAUCAUAAACGAAUUGAACAUUUAAAUAUGAAAAAUAAAAUUGUUACACUUGAAAAUGAAACCAAACGUCGACGUCAUUGUAUUGAAGAACUAAAAAUACGACUUCAAUGUGUUCUUACUAAACAAACAGAUCUUCAAAAUGAUUUAGUAAGUUAA